Carassius auratus (goldfish) is the source of this 921-nucleotide messenger RNA. Its product is annotated as scavenger receptor cysteine-rich type 1 protein M130-like. Lineage: Eukaryota; Metazoa; Chordata; Actinopteri; Cypriniformes; Cyprinidae. Bases 1 to 921 code for a protein of 306 amino acids. The transcript is spliced from 7 exons. Gene Ontology annotation, cellular component: membrane. The record is from RefSeq and is a predicted model, not a curated record.
AUGAAGAUGCUGGAGUCAGAUGCUCAGGAGUCAGGCUGGUUGGAGGAUCUCGCUGCUCUGGGAGAUUCAAUGAAUGUGCGGGUUGGUGGUGGUAAUAGUCGCUGUGCUGGUAGAGUGGAGGUUCUUCACAGAGGUCACACCGAUCUCAGACUGUCUUCAUCCAGUCCUGAACACAGUCAUGAGUGUGUGACGGGCUUCCAGUGCUCUGGGAGUGAAGCUCAUCUGGGGAACUGCAGCUCUCCACAAACUCUCAACUGCAGCUCCACACAACAGCUGUACAUCACCUGCCUUGGUCGAGGGUCCAUCAGGCUGGUGGGUUCUGGGGGAGACUGUGCAGGGAGGCUGGAGGUUUUUCACAGCGGCUCAUGGGGAACAGUGUGUGAUGACUCCUGGGAUAUUAAAGAUGCCCAUGUGGUGUGCAGACAGCUGCAGUGUGGAGUGGCCCUCAGUAACCAGCAGGUACCAGCCUGGUUUGGUCCUGGUUCUGGACACAUAUGGCUGGAUGAGGUGGAGUGUGAGGGGAAUGAGACGUCCCUGUGGAGCUGCUCUUCUUCAGGCUGGGGAAAACAUGACUGUAAUCAGAAGGAGGAUGUAGGAGUCGUGUGCUCAGAGUUUAAAGAGAUCAGGUUAACUGAGGGCUGUGAAGGGAAUGUGGAGGUUUUCUACAAUGGAUCCUGGGGAAAUGUGUGUUACAACCAGAUGGACAGAGACACAGCGAGUCUGAUCUGUCAAGAGCUGAACUGUGGAAGAUCUGGCAGUGAACCCGGUUAUUCAGAGGGACUGAAGCCUCAUAACUGGCUGGAUUAUUUUAAAUGUCGACGACAUGAUUCCACUUUAUGGCACUGUCCAUCUUCACCCUGGGGACAGACUAAUUGUGAUAACGAAGUGGCCAAAAUCACUUGCUCAGGUAAAUUUUUUUAA